GGCGCCGGUUCCGGUUCCGGUGGUUGUGGCCCUGGCCGGGACACGCUGAGCGCCGCGGCAACGGCCAUGGCAGACGGUCCGGUGGCGGAAGUGUUGCUGAAGCGGCUGGAGGCAGCCGAUGGCGGCCUGGACAGCGCGGAGCUGGCGGCCGAGCUGGGCGUGGAACACCAGGCAGUGGUGGGCGCGGUGAAGAGCCUGCAGGCGCUGGGCGAGAUCAUUGAGGCUGAGCUACGCUCCACCAAGCGCUGGGAGCUUACUGCUGAGGGCGAGGAAAUUGAUCGGGAGGGCAGCCAUGAGGCCCGGGUGUUUCAUAGUGUGCCCCCAGAGGGCCUGGCCCAGAGUGAGCUCAUGCGACUGCCCAGUGGCAAGGUGGGCUUCAGCAAGGCCAUGUCCAACAAAUGGAUCCGCGUGGACAAGAGCGCUGCUGACGGGCCCCGGGUGUUCCGAGUGGUGGACAGUGUGGAGGAUGAGGUGCAGCGGCGGCUCCACUUGGUCCAGAGCGGACAGGCCGAGAAGCUGAGUGAAAAGGAAAAGAGUGAGCUCAAGAAGAGGAAGCUGCUGACUGAAGUGACCCUGAAGACCUACUGGGUGAGCAAAGGCAGUGCCUUCAGCACCAGCAUUUCCAAGCAGGAGGCGGAUCUGAGCCCAGAGAUGAUCUCCAGCGGCUCCUGGCGGGACCGGACCUUCAAGCCCUAUAAUUUCUCAGCCCACGGCAUCCUCCCUGACAGCGGCCACCUGCACCCCCUGCUGAAAGUCCGCACCCAGUUCCGGCAGAUUUUUCUGGAGAUGGGGUUCACUGAGAUGCCAACCGACAACUUUAUUGAGAGCUCCUUCUGGAAUUUUGAUGCGCUUUUCCAGCCUCAGCAGCACCCAGCACGAGACCAGCAUGACACUUUCUUCCUGAAAGAUCCAGCCGAGGCCCUGCAGCUCCCCAUGGACUACGUCCAUCGGGUCAAGCGGACCCAUUCCCAGGGUGGCUACGGCUCACAGGGGUACAAGUACAAUUGGAAGCUGGACGAGGCCCGGAAGAAUCUGCUGCGCACACACACCACAGCGGCCAGUGCCCGUGCCCUCUACCGCCUGGCCCAGAAGAAACCCUUUACGCCAGCCAAGUACUUCUCCAUCGACCGUGUGUUCCGGAAUGAGACCCUGGAUGCCACACACCUGGCGGAAUUCCACCAGAUUGAGGGGGUUGUGGCUGACCACGGCCUCACCCUGGGCCACCUCAUGGGCGUCCUUCGGGAAUUUUUCUCCAAGCUGGGUAUCACCCAGUUGCGCUUCAAGCCGGCCUACAACCCCUACACUGAGCCCAGCAUGGAGGUGUUCAGCUACCACCAAGGCUUGAAGAAAUGGGUGGAGGUCGGGAACUCAGGGCUCUUCCGACCUGAAAUGCUGCUGCCCAUGGGGCUCCCUGAGAAUGUGUCAGUCAUUGCCUGGGGCCUCUCUCUGGAACGCCCAACGAUGAUCAAAUACAGCAUCAACAAUAUCCGUGAGCUGGUAGGCCACAAGGUGAAUCUGCAGAUGGUGUAUGACAGCCCCCUGUGCCGCCUGGAUGCUGAAACGGGGUCCCAGCAGACACAGAAGGCCGCGUGACAUGGGCUGCCCAGAACAGGCCGCAUGCCCGCCCUGAGCCCCUGCUGUGUAGCCCCUUUGCAUCCCUGGCCAGUGGACCCCCUUGUAUUUAUGAGGCCUCUGUGAGGCUUUCUCCCUGCUCCUGGUAGCUCCCCUUUCCAACCCCAGCCCAGGGUCCCAGGGGCAGGGAAGCAGGUAGCCCAUUUGUUCUGAUGUCCACCUAUGAGGGUGGGCCCUAGGGAGCCCUGCAGGUGGCUGUUGGCUAAUAAAGUGGGCAGUUGUCCUCAUCUAGUGCCUUUCCUUAGGGGCAGUGGGGUUCUGUCGGCUAUGCCCAGCUCAGAGUGCUGCUCGAUGGGAGGGAAACCUGGGUACGAGUGCGACAGGUGUCGGAAUGGGGGUCCUGAUCCUCAGAGCCUCCCGGUCAGCUUCAGUCAGCCUCCCCUGGAAAAGAUGAGCUCUUUCAAGCACUUACUGAUCACCAACUGGUGCCAGGCACUCUUCCUUGGGAGGGCAAGCAAGCUAAGCUUUUAAAAGCUGUCCCCCUCCUUUUAAAGACAUUUUUAGACCAGUUUUAGGCUCACAGCAAAAUUCAGUAGAUUUCCCAUAUACCCCCUGCCCAGCCUCCCCAGUUAUCAACAUCCCCACCAGAAUGUGGUGCUUUUGUUACAACUGAAGAACCUGUUUUGACAGAUCAUGUGAAUAACGGUUCACUCUGUGUUGUACCUUCUAUGAGUUUGCACAGAUGGAUGGUGAUGUGUGUCCAUCAUUACGGUAUCACACAGUAUUUUCACUACCCUGAAAGUUGCCUGUGCUCCACCUGUUCAUCCCUGUAGCCUCCCAAAAACUGCUUUAAAAAAAAAUUCUCAUAAGGCUUUCAAACAAGAUCAGUAUAGAAAGAAGAUAUAGCUUUGUGAGCCCAUUGUUCCCGUCGUACAGUGUUUAGGAUCUCACACUUGAGCUUCAUCUGUAUGUUUUUGUGGAAAUAAUUUUAAAGCAAAUCCCAGUUGCCGUGUCAUUCACCCCACCUCUUCAGGGGCAGUGCACUUUUGAAAACAUGGACAGUUUCUUGGGUCAUCAGGAGACCACAGGCACAGCCAGUGAGGUUGACAAGUCAGCUGAGGCCAGGGACAUCACUGGCCCCAAGGCCCUGUGGGUACCAAUCUCCAGAGCUCCUCAGUCAAAUCUUUUUCUCUAUUUCAUACUAAAUAAUUCAGUCAUACAGAAAGAUACUGAUUCAUGCAAUACAUGCAUACUUCCCAAGUGCCAGCACUGUUCAUGAGCUGAAGUCUUGGCAGUGGGCACAAUCGCCUCAGGUCCCUGCCCUUGGGAGCUGACAUGAGGGGAGGGUGCUCUGGACACAUGAUAAAUAAAUGCAGAAGUUGAGAGAGGUAAAGGCCUUACUGGAAAAUAGCUGAGGGUAAAGAACAUGUAUAAUAUGAAGCAUAAUUUAACAACCAAGAAUCACUCCACCCCACCCUUGCUUCAAUCAAAUCUGAACAUUGACUGUAGAAUUCACUUUGGACCUAUGUUACCAGUGGGUUUGAAGACCCUCUGGGCUUGUUCUAGUUCCUCUCAUCCCCACCCUGCUGAGGUUAUUGCUCCCUCCUGAAAUUGGGUGUUUAUCAUUCUCAUAUGUUAAAACCUUUUCCCUUAAAAGUUGUACAAAUCAUGCACCAUAAAAAUCAU
Messenger RNA from Pteronotus mesoamericanus, 3258 nucleotides. RefSeq names its product phenylalanyl-tRNA synthetase subunit alpha (gene FARSA). The transcript is spliced from 13 exons. The record is from RefSeq and is a predicted model, not a curated record. NCBI's taxonomy places the organism in Eukaryota, Metazoa, Chordata, Mammalia, Chiroptera, Mormoopidae. The coding region runs from base 67 to 1593 and encodes 508 amino acids. Gene Ontology annotation, biological process: phenylalanyl-tRNA aminoacylation. Gene Ontology annotation, molecular function: ATP binding; tRNA binding; phenylalanine-tRNA ligase activity. Gene Ontology annotation, cellular component: cytoplasm; cytosol; phenylalanine-tRNA ligase complex.